CAACUAUCAACAAGCAUCCUCACAGCGGAUAACCAGAGCUGGGUGCACCUGUCCGAUACUGUCGUUUACGCCUACAACAUCACCGCUGGCGCCUGGGAUCAAACGUUCUUGAUGAAUGACUUCGAUACCUACGUCAGAUGCGCUGGAACAACAGACCCCGGCACUGGCCUCAUCUACAUUCCAACCGGAUAUCGCAUCGAUACCAAAAGCAGCUCGUUUGGCGGAGCUACCAUGAUGCUGCUGAACAUGACCGACAAAACUGGCCACAGCCUUCCAACGUACCAGCAGUUGGAUCAUGUAGAGGCCUAUUCUGUCGCGUGGAGCAAACCAUUGCGUGGUCUGCUGUUUUUUGGCGGCACUGGACGAACUCUAUCGGGACUGUACAGCUACAAUCCGGAGGCCAACGUAUGGAGUGAUAUUGCGCACACUACAACUGGCAUUGCGUCUUCCCGACGCACCUUUUCUUGCUUUAUCCCGGUCUACAGAGGUUCGAAAAUGAUCGUUUUUGGAGGAAAAGCUAUCGACGGAGGGGGAACGCCGCUUAGCGAUAUCAAAAUCCUGGAUGUCGCGACGAUGACCUGGACUCAAGGUCAGGAUGCAGGAGCUGCAAAUGCCAGGGCUGGAGCCGCGUGCGCCUUUUUGAAUGACCAACUCAUCGUAUGGGGCGGAAUCAACGAGACCAGAACCGACAGCAGCUUUCCCCAGAAUACAACGAUUGUCUACAAUUUCAAGACCGGAACCUGGACAUCCAGUUACGUAGCCCUAGUUGCACAUCCAGACAUAUCAGCACCUACGCCAUCGCCAUCGGCUUCUACCUCAUCACCAUCGGCCUCCACCCCAUCGCCGUUGGCCUCCACUUCCCCAUCAUUCAAACCACCGGAAGGCACGUUAACUAAUAACGACCACAUCCUUGCGAUACUUGUAGCCGUUUUCGUGGUCUUUGUUGUCUUAGUUGCUAUUGCAGCUGGAUUUACGUUUCGCGCUUGGAAAAAGCGAGCGGUUGCAUCAAGCACUAGUCCUAGCCGCUCUGAUGGCGAAAAAGGUGCGUACGGGACUUCCGGCUACUAUGUUCCACCGCCGCCUUCUACAGCUAGCUCUUACCCAAUGAGUUACCAGCUCUCAAACAUGCCAUGUCGAGAUCCUGCUGUCAUUCAAGAACGUGAAGCAUAUGACCAACGCCAUGGCCGACCUUUACAUGCUGAAUUUGGGCAAGGGCGACAUUCUUCGAAACAGUGGAGCGGAUCACGGUACUCAUAGAUUGAUUAGGCCAAGACGGAAUUGAAUAGCUCGGUGCUCUUCUCGCUGGGUUAUUAUAAAGAAGAAUACCGAUGAUGAAC
Molecule: messenger RNA, 1337 nt
Organism: Gamsiella multidivaricata
Lineage: Eukaryota; Fungi; Mortierellomycota; Mortierellomycetes; Mortierellales; Mortierellaceae
Exons: 1
Coding region: 112-1257 (381 amino acids)
Molecular function (GO): protein binding
Source: RefSeq, a predicted model, not a curated record